Ectocarpus sp. CCAP 1310/34 is the source of this 3479-nucleotide messenger RNA. NCBI's taxonomy places the organism in Eukaryota, Phaeophyceae, Ectocarpales, Ectocarpaceae. The record is from the annotation of a GenBank genome assembly.
AUGGCGACGGGUCUCGCGUUGGCGCACAGCAACAGCGGGGGGCACCGCGGAGUAGACGUGCGGAAACUCGGGGUACCCAAGGGGCGGGAGCCGCUGUCCCUCGAGGAGAUGUGGGACGUCGCCAAGGUGGAGUCUUUCGCUCCUGGGGACGAGGUGGUUUUCCUCAGGAAGAGAGGGCCCGCAAGGCCCGCGCCGCCGCUAAAUCCGCCGNCGGCGGCGGCGGCGGCGUGGACCGUCAAGGACGAUGCAGCUUUGCUGCGCAGCCUCGACGAGCUGAGGGCGUCGCGUGUGGCGGCGGCGGUGGCCGCUGCUACGGCGACGUCUGGCGCUGUGGGCGGGGCCGGCGGGGCUGCUCAGGAGGAGGACGAGGAAGAAGAUGACGACGAUAUCUCGAAGCUGCAGUUCGCUGCUUCUGCUACCAGCGGCUUCUCCGAUGACGACGACGACAGCGACGAGGACGAAGACUCAGACGAGGACGACGACGACAGCGAUGACGAUUCUGAGGAAGGCGGCAUCGCAGCCAACGGAGCGGGGGGCGGAGGAGGCUCGCGCUUCACGCUUGCCGACAUCGCGGCCAAGGCGAAGCAGGCGGGGACGCCGCAGAAAGCAGGAGGGGCCGAUGGAGGGGCGUCGUCCUUGGCUAGGAAGGGCGGUGUUGGCGGGGGGAAGGCUGCCAAAAUAUGGGGCAAGCUGUUGGGGCUGCCGCGUGUGGUUCUCCAGGUGGAAUCUGCGGGCAUCGAGCUCCGCACGCGGAUCGCCGGCGGCGCCAGGAAAGCUCUAGUCGCUCUCUCGGCGGGCGGGCUCACGGGCACCUUGGAGGGCGAUGAGGUGCUCUGGUGGGAGCUUCGCGUGGGCAACGUGACCCUUCGCGAUCUCUGCAGCUCCUGGGGGGACGGUGCCAAGAACGGGGGGACAGGGGCGGCGGCGCCACCUGCCGCGAAGACUCUCAUGUCUGGAUCGGCUUCGGGAGUGGAUGGACGGGAUUGGGUGUCGGCCGGUGAUCCCACGGGUGCUGCCUCAAGGUGUUUCCUCGUGGUGAGGAUGGUGCACGACCCAAACCGUGCCGCAUGCGGGCUGUUCAGCAGCUCUGCGGCGCCCAUGGCCCAGCUGCGGGCGCACGUUGUGGUCGGAUGCGUUACGGGAAAGAUCCCUCCCCAAGUCCUCGCGAUCUUCAACGCCGCCGCGCGCGAAAUCGUCAUCAACGAGAAGAAGACCAACGCGGGGAUGACUCCUCAACAUCCCGGGGCUUCCGACAGCGGCGGCGACAGCGAUUCCGCUGCCCGGCAGCUCCGCGUGGUCUUGGAGUCGGUGCACCGGGCACUGCUGGGACAGCGGUCCGUCAUGUUCAGGCCUAAGAAGAGGAAGGGUCCCAGCGCUGCGGUCCGCGCCCUGUCGAUGGCCAGGGGCGCCACAAGGUCGUGGGCGACCUCCGGAGAGGUGGACUCGAACGAGUUAUACCGCGUGGUGGCCGGCAUCCUCCCGGGGGACUUCGAGGUCCGCGUCCACGCCUCGGACGUGAUCGUCCAGGUGUCUUCCCGUGCGGAGGACCUUUUGGAAGCCGGCAAGGUGGCGCUGGAGGCCCUCGGAGAGACGAAGGCGGCGGCGGACAUGAAGGGCGGUGCUGCGGCUGCCGACAGCAUCGAUCUGGAGGUUGACCUGAUCCCCGUAAAGGUGGACGCAUGUCGGCGCUCGCGGCCCAGCCCUGAGUUUUGGGUCGAUACCGGCAUCCUGCGGACGAAGCUCCGUGCCCCCGAAAAGGCGGUGGAGGCGGUGGUGACGGCCUUGCUGACAUCGGCCCAGAGGACCACCGCGGCGGUAGCGCUCCUGUCGGGAGGGGCACCCAGCGCCGAUGAGGAAGAGGAUAUUGCGGCCUAAUAUUCGAUUUUGUCUGAUUUCUUCGUCGAUUCCAUUUUUUUUUUGUUUCGUUGUUAUCCUGGCUGUGUAAUGUAUUCGUUUGUCAUUUUGAUGUGGACCCGCUCAGAGGUUUGUUAUUAUUUUUGUUGUUCCGAGCGGUCGGUCGACCAGAGGUGGCGGUGUGAACGAGCUGCGGCUGAUCGGUCUGUAGCGGGUAGGGUUGAUUGACGCCGGCUACUUCCGGAAGAGAAGGGGCGGAAGGUCGCCACGAUAACCAAUAGUCGAUGGACAAAGCUUCAUUACGCCUCUGUGUUCAACAACACCACUUGGUCCGGUUUUGCUGUUUGCUGCGCGGUUUUGAAUUUGUGAUGUGCGAUGAUCGAGUCUGUAGGUGUAGUAUUUUCCCGUUUUUCAUCUAGGACACGAGUUCGCCUUCGAUUCCAACUUCGACAAUCGAUCGGCUUCUCCAGUGCAUACGCGACAUGGGAGACGCUGAUGUUUCUGGUUCGAUAUGAAGUGAUUGCACACCGUCAUCAUCGCCGCUGGUGAGGCCAAGUUUGAUUGGUUCCGCCUGCUACUGAGAUCCGCGUAUCGGCGUGGAUGAAGUUUGGGCGUAUGUGCUCGCCUGUCUUUGACUUGACGAUGGUUUUGCUCUGUAGUCGACUGUUUGCGUGUGGGUUUGGGGAUUACUGAUAUCGUUGCCAAAUAUUGCCGGCGAGACGCUUUCGGAUUGGUCCAAGCAGGAACACGGCCGCCGAUGCCACUACAACAGCAGCAGUACUGACGUUGGGUGGUUGGCCGAAAGCUGCAUUAGACUGAGCAUCAGAUGUGGUGAACUGUGCGGGUCCAGCAACAUCUUCCACCAAUGUGCUUUGUGUCCUGGGCUGGCAUGCUGGGGAGGGAUGUAUGAGCGGCGUGUGGACUGUACGUUUGCGCGGAGGUCUGAUUCACCAUCCAGUUGCGCCACAAUACCGCAUACGUUUGGGGGAAGGGUGAGCGCUGAGCAACCUCGUUUUUUUUGUUGUCGGCGCUAAGCCAAACUCCUCACCGCGUCGUAGUUCUCCCUGUGGCCUUUCAUUGUGCGAAGUAUACAGUAUAUUACAAAACUUCUUCCUAGUGGCCUUCCGACGUUGUCCAGCGUCUUUUUGGCGUCAUUGGUUUGAUCGGUAUUUGUGUGGUAAUAUUAAUAUUAAGGACGUGCGGGAGGAUGAGCAACCCAGUGGUGUUGUCCUUACCGAGCGAAAGACAAGAUUGCCACUAGCCUUCGCAUUGGCGUGGCGUUGCAGUUUCGCUCUCUUUUGAAUCUCACGGGGGUGGUUUAUGUGUUGUGCGUUUGGAGCAGAACUUGUUCUUGAAGGGGGACAUUUGGUCCCCUAAGUUUUCAGCUGUGUCUUCCUGGCCUCCAUGGGGAUGGAUGCCUCUGGCAAGGAGAAAGACGUCUUCUUGUUAUACCUAACUUUUAGGCCGCACUGCAUGACCACAAGUCUAACGGUUUUCCCGGUUAGCCGAAUACGGAGUAGUAGCAUGUUGGGAUCUGAUUCACAUGAACGGGAUCUUGGCUAUUUGUCUUGUAGGGGUGGAAAACCACCGUAAACCAUUCGUGGCACUAUGAGCAUAUGCGCCCU